UGCAGCCAGACCAGCCGAGCAGGCAAAUGAGGGAUGGACGCACUUCCAUUCACGCUCCGGAAUAACGGAUUAGCAAGUGACAUCGCAGAACAGACGGUGAUUUUUAAACUAUUACAAAUCCAUUAAAACAGGCAGUAUUACACACCACUCUCUUUAGUAGGAAGCGGAGGAAUCACUUCCUGGAAUUUCACCAUCCAGCAGUUUGGAAACUAUAAACGAACAAUGCAUUCUGCCGCCGACAACUAACUUAAAAUGAAGACAUACCGAGGCAGUAACAGAAAAGAGUAUCAGAGACUCUCUUUUAUCAAAUCUUUCUCUUCUCUCUCUUCUCUCCUUUCAGGAGAACCUGAUAAGCCUCAGCGAUUCUCACCACGCGACCAGCGCGUCCGUCAGUAGGGUCACCUUCGUAAUUAACACGGGCGUCUUGUGGACGUGCGUGUGAGUGAGCUAGAGACCGUUAUCCAUUUGGAGCGAGAGAAGAAGAGAGUCUGGAUAUAACCACUAUCCAACCCUCCAGACAGCAGCAGAAGCCGCAACCGGAGUCGGUCCUCCAGAGUAGCCGUCUAGCCGCACCCCCAGUCCCGCAGCCCCAUGCAGGAUGCCCGGAGGGGAGCGCUGGUCCUGGGGUGUCCUCCUGGUCCUACUCAGCCCGAGUUCAUGACGCCCUGGGCUGCUUCAUCAUGCGUCUCCUACCCGCUCCAAGCGCUCAAUCUCUCCGGCUACUCUUUCUCUUUAUCUUCGUGAUGGGGGUGGCCCCUUCCCCGGCUCUUACAGCAGGCUGCCCUGACAGGUGUGUGUGUGACGACCAGCUGGUGGUCCAGUGUGCCGGGCAGGAGCUCACCCUCUUCCCCAUCGACCUCCCUCUAGCUACCCGCCAACUCAUCAUCUCCAACAACCGCAUCAGAGAACUUCCAGCAUUGCAACUCAACUACCUGUCUGAUCUAGUAUACCUGGACGUCAGCAACAACACCCUGAUGGAGAUCUCUGAGUCCACCUUCGGGAAUCUCCGGAAGCUGGCCUACCUUGACCUGUCCUUCAAUACACUGACCCAGAUCGAGGACCGGACGUUUGGACCGUUGUCUAGCCUUGUGAUGCUACGGCUAACAGACAACCCGGGGCUAAGUGAGAUCCACCCGGACGCGUUCUCAGAGAACGUGGCUCUGCAGGUGCUGGAUGUGAGCAGGAACAACCUGACGACGCUGAACAUCAGCUCUCUUAUUGCCCUGCCCUCUCUGCGCUCCAUGGGGCUCAGUGGAAACCCCUGGAGGUGUGACUGCGAGACGGAGGACCUCUGCCUCUGGGUCCAAAUAGAAGGAUUCAAGUUCCAAGACGAGGGCCAGACAGUGUGCCAGGAGCCUCCAGAGCUGUCUGGGCAACGGCUGGCUGAAGUGGGCAUGCAGCUGAGGGCAGACUGCCACCAGGGCCUGGGCUACUGGGACUACCUGUUCUUCAUCGCUAUCGGCUUUGUCAUCUUCAGUGCCGGCACCGUGUCGGCAUGGGUGAUGGGUGUCCUCAUGGUGCUGUACGAGAGAUACAACAAGAGGAAGGGGGAAGACAUGGACAGUGAUGAUGAGGAGGAGAGACAUAUGGGGGGAGGGAUGAUGGGGGGAGGGAAUCAGGGGAAUGGGGAUGUGAAUAAGCCUGGCAUGCAGGUGUGA
Salvelinus sp. IW2-2015 is the source of this 1658-nucleotide messenger RNA. RefSeq names its product leucine rich repeat containing 52 (gene lrrc52). Gene Ontology annotation, molecular function: potassium channel activator activity; transmembrane transporter binding; voltage-gated potassium channel activity. Gene Ontology annotation, cellular component: voltage-gated potassium channel complex. The record is from RefSeq and is a predicted model, not a curated record. NCBI's taxonomy places the organism in Eukaryota, Metazoa, Chordata, Actinopteri, Salmoniformes, Salmonidae.